AUGGAUUUUGGAAGGUUUCCGAUAAUCUCAAUCCUGGAAGACAUGCUCGAAGUCCCUGAAGAACAACACAACGAGAAGAACCCAUCAAGAGUCUACGUGAGAGACGCAAAGGCAAUGGCUGCAACACCAGCUGAUGUCAUCGAGCAACCGAACGCUUACGCAUUCGUCGUGGACAUGCCUGGAAUCAAAGGAGAUGAGAUCAAGGUACAGAUCGAGAACGAGAAUGUGCUUGUGGUGAGCGGUGAGAGACAGAGAGAGAACAAGGAGAACGAUGGUGUCAAGUAUGUGAGGAUGGAGAGAAGAAUGGGUAAGUUUAUGAGGAAGUUUCUAUUGCCUGAGAAUGCAGAUUUGGACAAGAUCUCUGCUGUUUGUCAUGAUGGUGUUUUGAAGGUUACUGUCCAGAAACUUCCUCCUCCUGAGCCUAAGAAGCCAAAGACCAUUCAGGUUCAAGUUGCUUGA
This is a messenger RNA of Arabis nemorensis, 459 nucleotides long. Lineage: Eukaryota; Viridiplantae; Streptophyta; Magnoliopsida; Brassicales; Brassicaceae. The record is from the annotation of a GenBank genome assembly.